Molecule: messenger RNA, 1353 nt
Organism: Drosophila arizonae
Lineage: Eukaryota; Metazoa; Arthropoda; Insecta; Diptera; Drosophilidae
Gene: Reepl1
Product: Receptor accessory protein like 1
Source: RefSeq, a predicted model, not a curated record
UCUUUAGGAAAGAAAACCAAUCGAUAAAUAUUAUUUAUAUUCAACGGUUCGCAGCACUGAAACAGAGCGGGCUUUUCGUUUAGCGUUUGAAAAGUGAAACCGGAUAAAAUCCAGUAGUCGCUGUCUGAAUUGUAUAUUUUGUUGUAUUCGGAGCAGUUGUGUGGGGCUCACUUGAAACAGUGCUUUCACAAAAACAGAGGCGUGCUCCGAAAUUUCGAAAUUCUAGAAAUAAGAACAUUUUCUUCACAAAUUUCCGUGUGGCCGCGAUAAAAUAUUUUCAAACCGUGCAAAAAAAAAAAAAAAAGAAGACAAAAUAACCAAAACUACCGUAAAUAUUGCUUUAUAUUCAUAUAGGUGUACAAAGAAAUUUUGGAAGAUGAUUUACGAAUUGCUUAUAAUGACUGUUGGCUGGCUCUAUCCAGCAUUCGCUACAUAUAAUUGCCUCAAUGGGAAUCUUCGGUCUCAAGUACCGUGGAUGAAAUAUUGGAUCGUGUUUGGUUUAUUCAACGCGUUCCACUAUUUCACCGCCUAUCUGGAGCCGUGGGUGCCCUGCCUGAGCGGCUUCAAGCUGUUCGUACUCUGCUGGCUGUUGCCCAACGUCGGCAGCGGCUGCCAACUGAUUUACGACGAGGUCGUCGAUCCGCUGCUGAAGAGAAACAAGCAGGCGAUCACCCUGACUGUGGACGGCAUCUCCACCGUGAGCAGCUCAAUGAUGCGUGAGCUGGUCAAGAUGAUAUACCACCUGAUGGUGGACGUGGUCGAGCAGUGCUGGCUAAUGACCCGGAAUGCCAACGACAUCAAUGUGACGCCACGUCUGCAGACGGCCAUCAAUGAGGUGAUUGGCGAGUUGCGUGCGGCCCGACAGGCAGCCAUAUUUAUGCCUGGAUCGCUACCGCAGGCCGUGCAUCUGCCACUGGAGGGGGGGACCCUGUCAAUAGCUGGCGGUCCAAGCGCCUUUCGUGCAGCUGCUGCUUCCGAGGAUUUGCCCAAUGAUCUGUCCUCGCUGAGCGUUCUGCUGGCCGAGUCUCUCGCAGCAGAGCGCAUGCAGCUGCUGCAGUUGAUCGAUAGCCAGAUGCAUCUGGUGUCCAGUGAGCAGACCUUAGCAAUUACUAUGCCGGAGCGUCCGCUCAAGCCAAAGCGUGGUAAGCGCAAGAGCCUGGAUGCCGCCGAAGCUGCUCGAAGGGCCCAGCAGUUGGAGCAGGAGCUGGAUGUAGAACGGGCCUACCAAGAAUACUGCGAAGCAGCCCAGGAACGCGAGCAUGAGCACGAGCACGAGCACGAACAACGCGGAGGCGAGAAAGUAGCUGAACAACAUUGAUAGCCCUUCACAUAGUUUUCUGCGUCUUUAACGAG